Cynoglossus semilaevis (tongue sole) is the source of this 3114-nucleotide messenger RNA. It is a transcript of the gene prkra, whose product is annotated as protein kinase, interferon-inducible double stranded RNA dependent activator. Gene Ontology annotation, cellular component: RISC-loading complex; RISC complex; cytoplasm. NCBI's taxonomy places the organism in Eukaryota, Metazoa, Chordata, Actinopteri, Pleuronectiformes, Cynoglossidae. The record is from RefSeq and is a predicted model, not a curated record. Bases 189 to 1097 code for a protein of 302 amino acids. Gene Ontology annotation, molecular function: siRNA binding; double-stranded RNA binding. The transcript has 8 exons. Gene Ontology annotation, biological process: siRNA processing; regulation of regulatory ncRNA processing.
ACCUGUAGGCGCCUGUGACCCAGAAAUUAUCUCCGGGUCAAACUUGCUGAUUUCCCUGGCGGUCUGCCUUCAAUGAAGACUUGCUGAUAUUUGAAGACUGAUUGCAUUUUCGCUUUGCAGAAGGAGAAGUUAAAUAACAGAGGAGUUACUGUGCAAGUUUUUAAAGCGAGGCACAGAAAAACGUCGCCAUGUCUGAGGAGGGACUUCAGUCAGCAGCCGCCCACAACAUAAGUGUGGGCGCACCGGAGAAGAACAUUCUUGGCAAAACACCCAUACAAAUACUACAUGAAUAUGGCACCAAAAUAGGCGACCCCCCAGUGUAUGUGAUGGAGAAAGCUGAAGGAGAGUCCCAUCAGCCCAGCUUUGUUUUCAGUGUCCGCAUCGGAGAUGUGAGCUGCACAGGUCAAGGUUCUAGUAAAAAGGCAGCGAAACACCAGGCUGCGGAAGCUGCUCUAAACAUCCUGCAAAAAGACAUAGGAACACUAAAGAUUCCUGUAAAGUCUGAAAAUAAUGGCAUGGAAGCAGAAACCAACAAUCAUCCAAACUCUGUGGGACUGCUGCAGGAGCUGGCCCUGCAGAGAGGAUGGAGACUUCCAGAAUACACCGUUCUGUCAGAGUCUGGUCCACCACAUAAGAGAGAGUUCACUGUGACAUGUCGUUUAGAGUCCCUGACAGAGAAGGCUAUAGGAAGUACAAAGAAGAGAGCAAAGAAGAUGGCUGCAGAGAAAAUGAUAGCAACUCUACAGAGUCUGUCUGGAUGCUCAGAGAUCACAUGGAUGCCUAAACCCAGUGUGCGUUUUGAGAACAUAAAGAACUCGUCAGCGGAGAAGAUAUGUUUACUGAGAAGGAACCCUCUGAGUAUUCCAAACACUGACUACAUACAGAUGAUGUUGGAUCUGUCCAAGGAGCAGGGCUUCGAGGUCACGUACUUUGACAUUGAUGAGCUGACCGUAAACGGUCAGUACCAGUGUCUGGCAGAACUGUCCACCUCCCCGGUCACUGUGUGUCAUGGCACGGGCAUUUCCUGCAGCAACGCUCACAACGACGCAGCCCACAGCGCCCUGCAGUACAUCAAGAUCCUGGCCUCCAUCAAGUAAAACACCAUCACUAUCACCACAUCCAAUAGACACAACACUGACUCCAUCAUAUGUCCCUGUUGUCCAGUCGCAUGACCCGUACAUCCUGUCACAUCCAUACAGAAGGUAUCAUUAAAACAGAGACACAGCACUGACCCCUCCCCCAGCCUUUGACUUGUCAUACAAUGACAGCAACACAUUCAGACAGCUCAUCAAAUUCAAACAUUACAUUAUUAUUAUUAUUAUUAUUAUUAUUAUUAUUAUUAUUAUUAUUAUUAUUAUUAUUUCUGGUGUGAUCAUUUUACUGCUUGUUCUGAGGUUCCACUUUGCACCUUCAAAGACUAUACAGAUGAGGUGAGUGAGGAAGAGUUCUUAGAUCUGGUCUGACCAAGUGUUUUAAUUGAGUUGUAAAUACUAUCUAUAAUAAUGUUACACUUAAAGUGGCAAAAACAAACCGUUGUCUUGCUUACACUUAUAUUAACUGACAAUCGUGACUUGUUUUUAAAAGUUUUCUUUUUACCCAUUGUUUUAUAUAACUUCAAUUAUUUUUCACUCAGUUUUUAAAAUGUCAUAAAUCUUAGCCCAGCUGGCUUGGUUAAUAUCACAUCCAUGUGUCUCAUCAAUGAGGUUCUAAAGAGAUUUACUUGCUGACAAACAAGCAAUAAAAUCAAACAAGGUGAGUCCUUGCACCUGAUUGGAUAAAAUAAAGAGUUCUAGUUACCCCUAGACUUCUGUGGAUGUAAAUAAUUUUAUUGAGUGAAGUAGGUCAAUAAAAGGUUAGGUUGGUCUUAUAUUUUGUAAAUAGUUUAACUCAUUAUACUGAAUUAGAAUACCUUUUCUGCACCUUUCUCUGUAUGUAGUAAAAAUGGCAGGAAGCAUAAAUGGUCAAAUUUGUGAGAUUUGAAAAUUUGAAUGGCCUCUGAAAGGCUUUUAGUCGUUAUCUCACUGUCUAUGUUUUUCAUGGGAAAAUCUUAUUUCCCUCAUCUUAUAUCUUAAGUCCUAUUUUUGUCUUAUUUCUGAAGAAGGACGUGUCGUUUUCACACAGUUGGUCGGCAGCCUGAAGAAAGAGGCUCAAUUCAGAAUGUCUACCGUGCUGUGAUUGCUCAGCCUCUGUGGUCGAGGUUUGUUAUUGGUCACUAGUGUAUUACUUACUCAUUCAAAAUCAGAUCCAAACCGGCUAUAAAAUGACUUGUGUCCAUAGAAUUGUACAUAAGAAUUUAGUUUUGGAAGUGAAGUUGGUGAAGUAAACAGGAAGUAGCUCCACUGGUAGAGAUGACCUUUACAGACGUAAGGUCAGCCCCUCGCCCUUCUGGUCUGGUCUCCUCUUGCUUUUCCACCCGUAUCAGCAGCAACCGUCUGGUUUCACUUCACGUCUUUUAACAUUUUUUAUUCCAACUCUCAGAACAGGACUUCCAUUUGUUUUUGUCAUUUGGCUUCAUUUAUUUCUUUUUUCAUUUGUGGUUUAUAUGUGUGUGAUAUUAACCUGAAAUGAAGCUUUAAAACUUCAAACUUUGUGCACGGUGAAUAAUUAACUAAUUAUUUUGUUCAGUUUACGCACCUUAUAAUUGAUCAACUUGUUUAAUUUAAUAAUAUUUUUGAUCUCUUUAGCAGGAGAAAUUGUACAAAAUAAUUAGUUACUAUUACAGAUAUGGGACCUUUUUUUGUUUUUCUGUAUUUUUUUUAUCUUAAUUUAUUGCAUUUUGUUUGUUUUGAAUCAGGCUGAAGCACCUUUGAGAUUUUACACUUUAAAAUUGGAAACUUAUUUUCUUUUGCUGAUAUUUGUCACAACAAUGUCAUAAAAUAAAGUCUCCAUGUGGACAUAAUCUCACAUGUCUCUGACAUAAACAACAGAUUCCUCUGUUUGAUUUACACUUUUAUUAGAACAAGCACUAUGUAGCAGCAGUGUACAGUGUUCAUGGAAAGAUAUGUACUUUGUUUAAAUUGCACUUUAGAAGUUUGGAGGAAAAAAAAACAGAUUUUUGAAGAAUACUGAGCAGCGUGAUGCACGUCAGUCCCAAACAUGACAGUCCAAUGGGGA